CAGAAAAGACAGAGCCCCAGGUCGGGCAAGGUGAAAGGAAUUCGAAGCGUUCGCUUGCCUUUUCAAUGUCAAGAAAAAUCGGCGGCCGCACGGCAUAUGUAUCUCAAAAGUCGCUUUGUAUGUGCGCUGCUAAAGCGAUCGUACCGCGAUUCACGUGAUUGUUGCUUGGCUUCACGAGAUUCGAGAUCAUAACAAACGCGGUUGCCGUACGUUGCUUGUUUGAUCUUUAAAUUAACGCUAACCGAAAAACUUCGUAAGUUUGUGAAGUGUAUUCUAAAGUGCAUUUCGUUUAUGGAUUAAUUUCUUUCAAAAGCUGGGAGAACUUUUAGUUACACGAUCAAAUAGCAUUCAGCCUGGCGUGGUUCAAGCCCCUGUCCGAUGACAUUAAAAGAAACACGAAGAGAAUGCAAAAAGACAACUGGAAUCGUUCCUAAAAUAUCCUUUCGCUAAAAUUGUCGUGACGGACGUGCUGGUGAUGUGAUAUUUUUAAAUCGUGCAGACGCCCGCCAAUUCGAAAACAGCCUUAUCAAAAAAACUCGUGUACAAUAAAUCAUCGACAAUGGUGCUCAGCGCGUUUAAUCCAAUUUUGUUGUCGAUGUUCGGUCGUAAUUCGAUGUGACAGUGUUUGUAAAAAAGUGUGAUUGCGUCGAUUAAAUUAUUAUUAUCUUAUCAGGCGAUAAAAGUCGGGAAUCUAGGAAACUACUAAAAAAGUGACGGUUUCUAUUGUCUUCGCUCCGAUGGGCGGUAUCAGCUAGUACUCAUCGCAUUUCAUCCAAUCAAAAUGUGCAAAUGUUGUCAAAGCUGCCUAGAAACAUGUUACUGGAACCUAAUCGAAGAAAAAUUCUGCUUCGACGAAAGUAUAGCUACGUACGAAGAGCCCGUAAAAAAGUCAAACGAAAAAAACAACAACAUGUUUGACAACAUGGCUUUCUACGAUAGCGUAUCUGUGAUAGCUGGGCGUGCGAUUGUAACAAUCGACCCUUUGCCAGAAAGGAAGAAGGAUCCAGAACCACAAAUAGUGGUGGAUCAACCCAGAAGACUGAAAUGGCCGAAGCAGAACUCCAAGAACCUCGGUUCGGAUUAUAUCAAUGGAGCGGUACCAUUUAUCUCCGAACCGGUUAGUGAUAGUAAAACCGUGAGUGAAACGGAUGGUACCGAGAGUGAAACUCACGAAAAACUUUUGAGCGACAAAAAGUCGAAACUCAAUGAAAAAUUUCCAAUUAAAAAAUCCGUCAGUUUUCACAACAUUCCUGACAAGACGUCAUCCAGUUCAAGUGACGAAGGAGAGCCCAAAUCAAAAUCUGUCAAUUUGAUCGUCCCAGAAGAAGAAGAAGUGACAUUAAGGAAGAAGUCAUUAAGGGAACGAAGGAUGUCAAAAAGUUUAUCCUUAAAGAUAGAUUUUCCAAAAGAACUGCCCAUCAUCCGGCAAAAUUCCGUGCCAAAAUUCUACUUGGACACUCCCGACGAAAACCAGACCAAAGAGUCCACUCUGGUGAGAAACUCGGCCUCCGUGCUGAAGAGUCCCAUGAUGGUGUCCAGCGAUUUCAAGUUCGAUCUGUAUUCGGUGGUGCAAAUGGAAAAGGACAGAGUGUUUACCGAGAAGGUUAGGACGCCUCCGGUGCCGAUACAUCGCGAAUCUUCAAAACUGAAUCUGAUCAAAGAGAAGAUGAAACUGAAGAAAAGCAAAAGUACAGUCAGUGCCGUUACAUUACCUUAUAGUAAUCAUAUAUAGUUAGGUUGCUAGAUAAGUUGUCUUAAGAUAUUCCUAAAAUAAAGCAAACGAAUGAUUGGAAGACCGAGAAAAAAACGACAUUAAAAUGGUCUCCGUGAUGACUGUAGGGUGAUUCACGGCCCUGGUACGUUAGACGUUUAUGGAGAAUCGGUGAUUUUUUUUAAAUUUGGAUUUAUGCAUAUAGAGAGAUUUUCAGCGUUGCCGCUUCAUAAUAAGUGUGAUAGCAUCUUUGUUAAUUUAAAUGGAACACCUGUUAUAUUAUUACAUUUUUCGAAACCACUUUCAUAUCCUAUAAUAUUGUUCUCCUAUACUAACGUAAAAAUAUGUGUAAAAUUGCCAAAAACAUGAUCUUGAAUAAGCGUUAGUUAAAUCAUAAAUUCGGCAAUUUGAAAGCUGAAAUUUGGUUUAUAGCUUAACGAAACUCGUCAUAAUCGUCACUCGACAUAAUCUGUCUAAACCAACCGAUUGGGUAUCAAACAGAAAGAUCAAAAUAGUUAUUUGUGCACCAAUGCCGUAAAGUUGAUCUUUUUUUGGCCGAAUAUGAAUUUUUUUUGUUGAAACUGAAUUCUAUAAUCUAAAACUGAUUUUUUUUCUGAAUAUGAAAAUUGGCCUUGGCUACGCCUCGGCCGCAAAUUUCAGGUGGGGACAAAAAAGAUAAAAAGGCCGAGGUGCACACAAUUAUGUGGCACACACUUUAUGUGGACAUUAGACUUGCUAAAUUUCUUGCUAAAAAUAUUGUCAUGAUUUAUUAUUGUAGAUUUCAACAAUAAUCAUUCUAUUAUAAUUAUUUUGUUUAAAGAAAUUCGUUACUAUAAUAAACAUUCAAACCUUAUGUGGACAUUAGACUUGCUAAAUUUCUUGCUAAAAAUAUUGUCAUGGUAAGGAAAUUCUUGAAAUGAAACUAUAAUAACAAAAUUAUUAAUUUUUAAAUAGCUCAACUUAAAAAAACGAAAGGUAGAUAUAGGAACGUGAUGUAUUGUUGAGAGGCAAUUUUGUUAGUCUUUUGGUUUUUUAAAAAAUAUACAUAGGGUUGAAUAAAUAACAGAAAUUUGAGCAAUUUUAUAAUAAACGAAAACAAGUAUUUUUUUCUUCUUCCUGUGUAAUAUCCAAUCAGUUGGUUUAGAUAGAUCGAAUAUACCGACUUUCUUUAUCCCAAAUUUCAACUUUAAAAAUUUUCAAUUCAUGAUUUUACCAAUGCUUAUUCAAGAUCACGUUUUUGUCAAUUUUACAUAUAUUUUAUUUUUUAUGUCAAAAAGGUACAGGUUAGUAUAAUAAAAAAAAUAUGAGACACGAAAGCAAUUUCCAAAAAUGUAAUAAUAUACUCCAUGUUCCAUUUAAAAUAACAAAGUAACUACCCCUUUUCAAAUGAUUGGCAGGAUCCGGGACUUGUUGCAGUGAAGGGAGAAAAUAUCCCAAAAAGGGCGACCAUCACGGUCUUUCUGCCGAGGAGCCAGGGGAAAACACCACCUACUUGCUGAGACUUUUCCAGACUCAGAACUACAAUGUAAGGACAUCGAGUUGGCGAGUCAUCAACUCGAGGGAGGAGGGUCAUUGUUAGGUCUUCACAAUAGGAAUUGACCUCAAAUCCAAGGAGGCAAUAGAGAAAUGGGGAUAUAUCAUCUAUUAUAGUUUCGCUACAACACUGGUAUCAGGUCUAAGAAGAGACGUUAAAGAGGUAGGCAUAAUGGAGACAGAUCCUCCAGCCCCCACCUCACGGGUACCUCAGCCGGAGACAAGCUCCUCCACUGUGAAGAGCACGGAGGGCUAAGCCCCAACCGUGGAAGGAUGUAUGUGUACCUUCGGAGGAAGAACAACUGUUGUCAGAGGAGGAUGGGAAAUACCCUGUCCCCCUACAACAGGAAAAUCCCCAUAUAUGAUGAGUUAUAGACUAUAUGUUGAGUUAUAACUCGAUGAAGGGGGACACAAUCGAUCUUUAAGGUCGCAGUGAUUAACCCCCCCCCCUCAAUCAUUCUACAUCACUAUCACUUUCUGACAACAUUUUACCUUUCUUUCUUACCCAUAUUCGAAGGAGCCAACGAAUGAAGCCAACGAUCAGUGAAAAAAUUGACGCCAACGAAAAAUGGGUCAAGUGCGAGUCGGACUCGCGCACGAAGGGUUCCGUACCAUUCAUUAUCUAUACAACAUUAGACACUAUAUUAUUAUAAACUUUUUUUCCGAU
Molecule: messenger RNA, 3911 nt
Organism: Sitophilus oryzae (rice weevil)
Lineage: Eukaryota; Metazoa; Arthropoda; Insecta; Coleoptera; Curculionidae
Exons: 6
Coding region: 782-1732 (316 amino acids)
Source: RefSeq, a predicted model, not a curated record